GUAUCAGCAGAUUACUGGCGCAACUGUCUCCAGACCAUUCUGUCCUUCAACUCCGCUCCAUUGACGAUCUUGCUCGCCUAGUUCUGCCUCUGCGAUACUCAUCUAGACGCGCAUUCCAAUGGUGACUUUGGAAGAUGUGGAUAAGCUCAAAGUGCCCGAGCUGAAGGCGGCAUGCAAGGAGCUGGGCCUUGAGCAGGGCGGGAAGAAGGAGGAGCUGGUGGCGCGCCUCAAGGCUGCCCUUGCGGCACAGCAACCAGCGGGCGGUGCCGAGGCGAUGGCCGCGGACGCGGACGCAUCUGCGGAGGCACCAGCGGAGGAGGCAAAGCCAGUCGCUGAGGCCGCGCCCGCGACAGCGGCGGACGCGAAGCCCGAGGCGGAGGGUGCCGCGCCGGCUCCUGCUGACGCAGGGGACGGCAAGCGGGCAAAGAUUACCUUCAACGACGCUGAGGCCGCGAAGUUUGAGGCGGUCAAGGUGCAGGUCGUGAACGCGGCGCCCGCCGCCGACAAGCCCAAGCAGGUCUCGGAGGCGGAGCGGCUGGCGCAGCGCAAGGACAGGUUUAAGGACCCCGAUGAUGACCGCAAGAAGCAGCGCGCGCAGCGCUUCAACAUUCUGGACCCGGACUUGGAGAAGGAGAAGCAGCUCAAGCGCGCGGAGCGCUUCGGCACCAAGCACCCCGAGCUGGAGCAGAAGAAGAAGGACCAGCGCGCGGCGCGGUUCGGGAUAGUGGACGAGGAGACCAAGAAGAAGCAGCGGCUGGAUAAGUUCAAGCCGCUGACGGAGGCGGCGGCGGAGAAGGCCAACUUCAACAUAGCGCUCAAGGGCGAUGAGGACUUCGAGGCCAAGCGCAAGGCUCGCGCUGCGCGCUUCGCCGCGGCCACCUAAAGCUGGUGAUUGCACCGGCGCAGCGGCCGCUGCGGUGGGUUGCGGUGAGGCAGGCACGCAUAUGGUGCGCUGUGGUGCCGGGUGAGGAGACACUGGGCUCAGUUGGCACAGGCAACUGGAUAUGGUAUGCGACUGGAAGGAACCUGGACCUUAUGACUGCUGGCACACAAGGACCAUGUGUGCAGUGUUGUUGGUUUGACGCUGGUGUGGAGUGCGUUCGGUGCUGACAAUGUAGGGCGGUCACGGUUGUGGGCCUCAAGGGCGCUGCGGUAGUGCUGCCCUGUCCUUGAUGAGCUGCCAGUGGCGCGCUUAUACUGACAGACUGGCUGCGAGAGGGCUUCCUUGAUGGAUGGGAAACGGGAGUGGCCGGGCAUGGUGGGGCACAGUAGGGCCACGAGCAAGGUGCGGGGGCCCGUAGCCCUGCUCCUUCGGGCACAGUCCUUGCAGCCACUGCCAUUGCAGCUCGCUCCGUGGCAUUUCCGUGGCAUGCGCUCCACAAUCCAGGUAUGUACCUCGUGCAUGCACUUGUACCGCACUCUCGUCUGUGCCUGCCCAACCCCUGCGAUAGGCCCUCAUGAACCUGUCUGCAUCAGUGCAAACAAAGGGUAUACAUGAUUGCCCUGCCCCAUCUGUUUGCAACGUUAGUGCACGCGGCAUCGAACCCUGUCCCAUCACACACCCGUGCAUACGCAGCGGGUCGAUGCGAGGCACUGGGAUGGAGGGUGGGCAGGGCUGCAGCGUGAAGGGCGGAAUGAUACUAAUGUAACACGGCCUGGAC
Molecule: messenger RNA, 1661 nt
Organism: Chlamydomonas reinhardtii
Lineage: Eukaryota; Viridiplantae; Chlorophyta; Chlorophyceae; Chlamydomonadales; Chlamydomonadaceae
Exons: 6
Coding region: 119-883 (254 amino acids)
Biological process (GO): poly(A)+ mRNA export from nucleus
Cellular component (GO): nucleus
Source: RefSeq, a predicted model, not a curated record